Caenorhabditis briggsae is the source of this 357-nucleotide messenger RNA. It is a transcript of the gene Cbr-snr-4, whose product is annotated as Protein CBR-SNR-4. Gene Ontology annotation, molecular function: RNA binding. Gene Ontology annotation, biological process: spliceosomal snRNP assembly; RNA splicing. The record is from RefSeq and is a predicted model, not a curated record. The transcript is spliced from 3 exons. The coding region runs from base 1 to 357 and encodes 118 amino acids. Gene Ontology annotation, cellular component: U4/U6 x U5 tri-snRNP complex; precatalytic spliceosome; U1 snRNP. NCBI's taxonomy places the organism in Eukaryota, Metazoa, Nematoda, Chromadorea, Rhabditida, Rhabditidae.
AUGUCAGCUCAAGCGAAACCACGUUCGGAAAUGACAGCGGAAGAGCUCGCCGCCAAGGAAGAAGAGGAGUUCAGCGUUGGACCACUUUCCAUCCUCACCAACUCGGUGAAGAACAAUCAUCAAGUUCUCAUUAACUGCAGAAACAACAAGAAGCUGCUCGGAAGAGUCAAGGCUUUCGACAGACACUGCAACAUGGUGCUCGAGAACGUCAAAGAGAUGUGGACAGAAGUCCCGAAGACUGGAAAGGGAAAGAAGAAGGCAAAGUCUGUCGCCAAGGACCGUUUCAUCUCAAAAAUGUUCCUCCGUGGAGACUCGGUCAUCCUCGUCGUCAAGAACCCAUUGGCACAAUCCGACUAA